UUUGAGCUGUCGGCGUUCCCCCCGAACGCGCCGGCCGCCAUGCGGGCGCCGCCGCCGCGCUCCAAGGCCGCGCUGUCGGAGCAGGAUUUCCUGGACGCUCUGCCGGCCAUGAACACCACGGCCACGGUGCUGGCCGUGCUCUGGGUGCUGAGGAACGAGCCCAUGGACCUGCGGCCCCUGGGUCACUAUCCCGACCGUCACUUCACCGAGGCCGCCCCCCGGCGCCUGAUCCGGCGCUUCCGGCGCCGCCUGCGCCGAAUCUCCCGCCAGAUCCGGGCCCGGAACGCGGCGCUGGAGAGACCCUACCCCUACCUGGACCCCGAGAACAUCGAGAACAGCGUGGCCAUCUAAAACACCCCAAAAACACCCAAAAAUACCCCAAAUACCCCUACCUGGACCCCGAGAACAUCGAGAACAGCGUGGCCAUCUAAAAAACACCCCAAAAACACCCAAAACCACCCCAAAAAUAC
Messenger RNA from Motacilla alba alba, 470 nucleotides. RefSeq names its product polyunsaturated fatty acid lipoxygenase ALOX15B-like. Gene Ontology annotation, biological process: linoleic acid metabolic process; lipid oxidation. The transcript has 3 exons. Gene Ontology annotation, molecular function: oxidoreductase activity, acting on single donors with incorporation of molecular oxygen, incorporation of two atoms of oxygen; metal ion binding. Lineage: Eukaryota; Metazoa; Chordata; Aves; Passeriformes; Motacillidae. The record is from RefSeq and is a predicted model, not a curated record. The coding region runs from base 40 to 351 and encodes 103 amino acids.